CGCUCGGCGCUCCAAGGUGCGACAGCAGCCGAAGCGAAAGCAACAGGUGCGCGGAGCCCCGGCAGGUACGGCAGGUACGGCGGGGAGAGGCCGCCUGGAGGUCCGGAGAGCUACUGCUGCAUUUCAAGAUGGAGCCAUCUCCAUUUAAUAGAAGGCAAUGGACUUCCCAUUCUCUGAGGAUCACUGCCAAAGAGCUGUCCCUUGUCAACAAGAACAAGUCCUCUGCUCUUAUGGAGAGGUUUUCAAAAUAUCAGAAGGCAGCAGAAGAAGGAGCUGCGGAGAAAAAAAGAAGUAACACUGAAAACCUCCCUCCACAUUUUAAAAGGGGGACCCUCAGCGUCCUGAAGAAGAAGUGGGAGACUCCGGCCCUGGGGACCGAGCCUCGGAAGGAAACGCUUCAGAGAAGCAACUGUUCAGAGGUUCGGCAGAAAGCUGUCAGCGCCGGUGGCAUUGCAACCAGCUCUGCUUCCCCGGCAGAAAGCGACAAAGCCUCCGGGAUUGGCUCCAGAUCACGUCUCCAUUCCUCUUCCGGAGUGAUUGGCCAGUUCCGAUAUCUGAGUGUUGACAGCGGAGAGGCCAAAGCUCAUUUGCCGGAGAGUGGGAAAAUGGAAAAUUGUCUCCUAGAAUCCAGGCAAGAAGCCGGAAAGCCCGAGGCCAAUGAGAACCCAGAUUCUUCAGGGAAGAUAGAGAAAUGUAGCAUUCCUCUGAGCAGGCUAAAGAUGAUGUUUGAGAGGGGAGAUGCAGCCCAGGCCAAGGUUCUUCGUGAUCAAGGCAGGGCUCCUGGUAAUAGAAGAAUUUCGGAGAAUAGUUUUUCUUCAGAGGACCUUGAUUUCAGCUCUGGAGAAAAAAGCCACAAUGUCUCAGGUCACCUCUUCACCACUUCCCCAACAUCCAGCCCAGAGAAACCAGAGAGCAGGAGAAACCAGGAGAUGCCGCCUCGCUUGUCGGAAACAUCAAUUAAGGACAGGCUUGCUAAGUACCAAGCGGCUGUAUCCAAGCAGGGCAGCUCCGGCAGUCAUGCGAAUGAGAUUGAAGCCAGUGAAAGUGAAGACAGCAAUGAACAGAAGGAGAACUUGCCCCCUUGCUCUGAAGACUUGUUUCCCCAGGAGGAUGGGGAGAAGAUUUCCGUAGGAGAUGGUCUGAAUGCCAGCAACGGUGAAGAUGGCAACAUUGGAUUCAGUUUCCAGAAGGAUGGUGAAGUCUCGAGGUCCGUCUUUGCCAAACAACAAAGUCCUGAUUCUAGAGGAUCCAGCCAGACGGAUAUUUCUCCCCCGAAAGCAGUGAAGAAGUUCCAGUUGCCACCAAAGGAAGCUUGUGUUGCAUGCAAGAAGACUGUAUAUCCCAUGGAGCGCCUGCUUGCCAACCAGCAAGUAUACCACAUCAGCUGUUUCCGCUGUUCUUACUGCAACAGCAAACUCACCCUGGGAACAUAUGCUUCUCUGCACGGCAGCAUUUAUUGCAAGCCUCACUUCAAUCAACUCUUUAAAGCCAAAGGCAAUUAUGAUGAAGGCUUUGGGCAUAAGCCACACAAGGAACUGUGGUCAAGCAAAAUAGAAAAUGAGGAAUCCCAGGAGAAAUCUGCCUAUACUGGAAAUGCCAUGGAAGGCCCCCAAAGUCCAGGAGUGGAGGAUGCGCCAAUUGCAAAGGUUGGAAUCCUCGCAGCAAGCAUGGAGGCAAAGGCUGCCGCUGUGGCUGAGAAAGAGGAGAAGCCUACAGAAACCAAGAAGCUGAAGAUCGCUUGGCCUCCUCCUUCUGAGCAUGGCAACCAAGGGGGGCUCUUGGAAGAGGGUAUUAAAGUGUCAAAGCCAAAAUGGCCCCCGGAAGAUGAGGUCUCCAAGCCAGAUCAUCAAGAAGAAGUGGACCAAGAUCUUAAAAAACUGCGAAGGUCAUCUUCGCUGAAAGAAAGGAGCCGACCGUUUACAGUUGCAGCCUCAUUUAGAACGGUAUCUGUAAAGGGUCACAGAACUGAAGCCUCUCCUCUCAAGGCCGAGAGGAGUGCAAUCUGGCAAAGUGAGGAACAAACAAGGGAAAUGGUGGUGGAAAACAAACCAAUGGGAGGAAUCAAUGCAGCUGAAUAUAGUCAUACUUCAAAUAUAGAUGGGGAGGACAAAGAGCUAUAUGAGAGAAAGGGAGAAGCAAGAGCCGAAGAAGGCCUAGUUGAGAAUGGCCAGAGGAGUCCCGACACUGACGAAGAACAAGAAGAAUUUGUCUCAGGAAAGUCGGCACCUCUCGCUAAAGAAGAGCCAUUUUGUCUGUCUCCCAAACUUUUGGUUUUGAAUUCAACCACCGCGAAAGAAUUGUCUGCUAGUCCGAAUCAUAAAUCCCAAGAUGUAGGGUUUUUUGAAGGUGAAGACCUAGAAGGUUUGACAGUGGAGGAGCAGAUCAAGCGGAACAGAUACUACGGUGAUGAAGAUGACGAAGAAUAAAACCCUUUUUUAAAACUAGGAGACUUACUGCAGGGUGCUGGGCCUUAAUUUGGUGUGUUUAGUGUUUUGUUUUGUUUUUUCCAAAGCGGCUGCCCUCUAUGAAAGUGAUAGUCUGUGCUGCAGGUAAUGCAUAAAUCGGAUUUGUAUUUCCAUAGGAGAGUUUGUUGGGAGCCUGCAAGAAUGUAAAUUGAUUCUGUGAAAAUGGAAAAAUAUGUCUGAUGUUUUUUUUGGGAAUAGGUGCUGCCUUGAUUGAGUCUAUUGUACACUUGGGAUUUUCAUUCCAUACCCUGGUCACUUCAAUGACAUUCUAUUUUCAUCUGCGAUUGGUAGUUCAGUCAUUUUAGCAGGAAGUCCACUGUGCUAAGUUGAAAGAGAGAGGACCCCCCCCCCCUCCCCACAAUUACCAAUGACAUUACUACUGCAGUGCUUAGGGAUCAAUUCCAGAGGGGAAUGGUUACCACUUCGAAAGGCUGCUGCACUUUAAUGUAUGUGUAAAGGCACAAUGAAUACAUGUAUAGUGAAAAUACUAUCUUCUAGCUAGACAUCCAAUCAUGACAGUCAUUUAAAUAUGCAACCAGCAGCAUGGUUGUAGGUGAGGCUGUUUCCUUGACAGUGACCAGGAGGAUAAUCUUUUUUGCACUUUGCUUUUCUUGUGUACACACAACUCUUGUUGUAAGUUGGAACUCAGGUGAGUCUGAGUCUUCUGGCUGGCCAGAACACAAUAUCUUUCAUAAGCCUGGGUAAGAAUAUGGCAUCUUUAUUUCCAAGAGUAAUGCAAAGUGAAGGACUGCAUAGAGGGCAAAGCUUUAUAUGCAAGGUAUAACUACUUUCAUUCCAUGCUUGUCUUCUGGAAUAUUUCCUGCUUGAAACUUCCAUUCUGCUUUUUUGCAUAAUGUCUAAGUUAUGAUAUUCUGUAUGUACCAAACUGCCAGAUUUAAGAGUCAGCACUGCAAAAACACUGCGUGCAAAAAAAAAAAAAACAGCAAGAUAGGCAAAACAGUGGAAAUUUUUAAAAAAUGAUUCUUAGCUUUGUGUUUUUAGUGCUUUCCAACUGCGUGUAUUUUAUAAAUCAGUAUUUUGAGCUCGGUAAAGGGUUUACUUAAUAGUCUUAAUCUUUUUGUAAUGUAUUCACUGAAAUUAGCUCUAACUAUAUUUUAGAGUUGUAAAAUAUUAUACUUCUCAAUCUUGCUAAGUAUGACACAUUUUUAUUCAAUAAAGGCUCUUGUCAUUUUUAUUGUUGAAA
This is a messenger RNA of Anolis sagrei ordinatus, 3669 nucleotides long. RefSeq names its product LIM domain and actin binding 1 (gene LIMA1). The record is from RefSeq and is a predicted model, not a curated record. Gene Ontology annotation, cellular component: plasma membrane; actin cytoskeleton. NCBI's taxonomy places the organism in Eukaryota, Metazoa, Chordata, Lepidosauria, Squamata, Anolidae. Gene Ontology annotation, molecular function: actin filament binding. Gene Ontology annotation, biological process: actin filament bundle assembly.